Messenger RNA from Metopolophium dirhodum (rose-grain aphid), 2249 nucleotides. RefSeq lists its product as uncharacterized. Lineage: Eukaryota; Metazoa; Arthropoda; Insecta; Hemiptera; Aphididae. The transcript has 2 exons. The coding region runs from base 359 to 1804 and encodes 481 amino acids. The record is from RefSeq and is a predicted model, not a curated record.
CGGACAUCCGGCCGAAUCCAAACGGCCGACGGCUAUAUAGGCCGACAGUCAGAUAGCCGAAACUAUUUUAGCCGACAAGGUCAAAAGGCCGACACUACGAAAAGCCGACACUAAAAUAAAUUAAGUAUAAGCUAUACAUUUUCAAUUCGAUAACGUAGUGUUGUCUUUUGUUGUAAUAAUGUUAUCGAUAACUUAUCGAAAUUUAACGAUACCUAAUACCUAUAGCCUGUAAUCUACAGUGGGUAUUGCUAUUGCAUGUUCAUAAAUACUGUUUCAGUUGAUUCGUAACCACGCCGCGUCUUUGCAUUCAUUUUUGUGUCGUUGUUUAAUUUAAUUUAUGUAUUUGCAUUAAAUAAUUAUGGAAUAUAAAAUUGAAAUUUUUGGUACAAAAUUAUUAAUUGACAAUUUUAUCAUGAUUAAAAACAAAAACCGUAACAAUAAAUAUUAUUGGGAAUGUGAAAAGAGGAAACAUACUAAACGGCAUAAUAGUAAUAAUGAAUAUUGUAAUGCAAGAGCAGUAACAAUUCUUGUUGAUGGUAAUCAUAUUGUUAAAGAUAAUUCUUUUUUAAAUCACAACCAUGGGCCUGACCCAUGCCGAUUGUUGGUAAAGAAAAACAUAAAAUAUAUUGUUUCAAAAGCUCUGUCUUCGAGAGAUAAACCUUCGCAAAUAAUACAGGAAGCAACGAGUCGCAUCCCCGUCAAUUCUCAGCCAUACAUGCCAUCAGUUGAAGCAACGCGAAAAAUUAUUUCACGGUGUAGAAAACAUCAGAAUCCACCAGAACCAACAAGUCUUUCACAAAUAGAUAUUCCUCUUAACUUAUGUAAGUCUUUUAAUGGUCAAACAUUUUUACUAAAAGAAAGUACUAUUGAGAGUCACAAAAUAUAUAUUUUUUCUACUAAAGAUGAAAUAUCAAAACUUGUCAAUGCCAAUUAUUGGGUUAUGGAUGGUACAUUUAAAACUGUGCCAAGUAUAUUUUUACAAAUGUACACCAUACAUGCACCUGUUGGUGGAAAUAAUUCUAGAAUUUUGCCAUUAGUAUAUGUUUUAAUGACCAGUAAACAACAAUGUUGUUACGAACGUUUAUUCGAAGACCUAAUAUCAAUUUGUGAUGAUUUCGGUUUCGAUGUUUCACCAAAAUGUAUUAUAACAGAUUUCGAAAAAGCUGCAAUUAAUGCAGCUAAUAAAGUAUUUCCAGAAUGCCAACAAAAAGGGUGUUUUUUUCAUUUAGGCCAAAAUAUUUGGCGAAAAAUCCAGUCUAGUGGAUUGGCUACUAAAUAUGGAGAAAAUGAAGAAUUUAGUUUACAACUUCGAUGUAUGUGGUCACUUGCAUUUUUACACCCAUCAGAUAUACCUAAUGCUUUUGAUCAAUUGAAAGAUUCAUUACCCUAUGACAUUCAAAAUUACUUUGAAGAAAAUUACGUGCAUGGAAAAGUACGAAGGAAAUUUAGAAAUGGAAUAGUAUCUCGAUAUGAGCCAUUGUUUCCACCAUCAUUUUGGUCAAUACAUUUCAAUCAUGAAAACAAUAUUCCAAGGACACAAAACAAAGUCGAAGCAUGGCACAAAAGAUGGAAAGUAUUAGUAGGAGCUGAUCACGUUGGGGUGUAUCGUAUAAUUGAGGAAAUGAGAAAAGAGCAACAACACGUUGUGGGGCAAAUUCAAAUUAUUUUAUCCGGACAAGCAAGGCCAAAACAAAGUUCAAAGUACGUAAAACGUCAAAACCAAAUUCAAACUAUUCUAAAUGAUAAAGAAAACAGAACAACCCUCGAGACAAUAAGAGGUAUUGCAUACAAUUUGCACUAUUAAUUUUUAUUUAUUAACAUUUAACUAUAUAACAUAAUUAUCAAUUAUAAUUUUAUAAACUAUUAGUAUUUUUUAUUUUUUAUGUAUAAAUAUCAAAUUUUUUAAUUUUUAAAACAUAUUAGGAAUAUAAAAUGUACUCAAUAAUAAUUUAUUAGUAUUUUUUAUUUUUAUGUAUAAAUAUCAAAUUUUUUAAUUUUUAAAACAUAUUAGGAAUAUAAAAUGUACUUAUAAUUAUUAACAAUACACUAAAUUUUAUUUUUAAGAAUAAGUAUCACCUAUAUAUAUAUAUCUGUGUGUGUGCAUAAUUUACCUAUCUCAACAUAAAAUUACUUAAUCGGCCAUUUAAUAUGUCGGCCUAAUGCGUGUCGGCCUAUAAAUUUGUCGGCCAUUUAGUAUGUCGGCCUAUUGCGUGUCAGCCAAAUGUCUGUCGACCAAAUGUCUGUCGGCC